UUGCAAGUCAUGUCUAAAAUGUAUGUGCUUAUGUGCUAAGGUGUUUUUUUCCUGCUCCCACACUGUACCCCUCUCGGGGCAUAGUCGGGGGGUUGGUGUUUUUUCUCGCCUUCUUCCCUCAUGUUAUGCUGUAAUCUUUCAUCCACCCUUUCUUGUAAUUUCGAUGCUUUUGUACCUGUACUCUGGCAAACGACAAAUAAAUAUAUCAAUCAAUCAAUCAAUCAAUCAAAAACACACUGUUAUAUGGUGAAUAAGCAUUGUAUUUCAGUGUAAAAAUAAAAGUUAAAUUCAACAACGUCUGUGGACUCGACACAGAUCAGAUGUAAGGGUUUGGCAUGAAGUGCAGGUGCGUCUCGUCAGGUGAACGAGGCCCAGCUGCGGAGCAAUCAAAUCAAUCAGAAAGUGGGCGGAGCCAAACACUACAAAAGAGCCCUCUGCGCCACAGAGAGCGUCUCAAGCACAGGAAGCGCAUCAGAACCUCCUCAGCAUGGCCUUCUCCGUCCCGAUCGUCCUCGUCCUCGUCUGCGGCGCCUUCUCGGUGGCGGCGCUGGACUUCAAGUGGAACGCUCAUCCUGCGUCCGGCCGCUUCGGACACCCGCCCACCGCCUCCCCCCAGGAGAAGCGGUCUUUCGGCGAGCCGAUGUCUUGGCAGUAUCCGACGCCGCCGACAGAGGAGGAGCCUCAGUUCCCUCCGGCCUUCGAGCAGAAGGUUCCGAAGCCGGUCGACAGCAUCAGCGCCGUCUGCGGCGAGAACUCCGUCUGGGUGGAGGCCAACAAAGACCUGCUGGGCAUCGGAAAACCGGUCCAGGCUGCAGAGGUCUCCCUGGGAGGGUGCCCCGCCAUCGGGGAGGAUCCCGACGCCGAUGUCCUGAUCUUCGAGUCGAAACUGCACGGGUGUGGCAGCCAGCUGGAGAUGGUGGACGACUCGUUCAUCUACACCUUCACGCUGCUCUACACUCCCACCCCUCUCGGGGGCAGCGACAUCGUCCGAACCGAAGACGUCGCGGUCGACAUCCAGUGUCACUACCAGAGGAAGCACGAUGUGAGCAGCUGGGUCCUGACGCCGACCUUGAGUCCCUUCAGUGUCGUGAAAACCGACCAGGAGAGUCUCCACUUCUCCAUCAAGCUCUUGACUGACGACUGGCGGUCCGCUCGGCCGUCCCCGGUGUACCUGAUGGGCGACAUGAUGAAGUUCGAGGUGUCGGUCAAACAGUUUUACCACGUCCCCCUCAGAGUGACGGUGGACAGCUGCGUGGCCACGGUGGCCGCCAACGUCGACACCGUCCCUCGCUACGUCUUCCUGGGAAACAACGGGUGUCUGUUUGACAGCCAGCUGACCGGCUCCAGCUCUCGAUUCCUGCCCCGCUCGCAGAACGACAAGCUGCAGUUUCAGGUGGAGGCGUUCAGGUUCCAGCAGGAAGACAACGGCGUGAUCUACAUCAGCUGCAAUGUGAGGGCGACCUCGGCAGCGUCGCCCGUCGAUGGCACCAACAAGGCCUGUUCCUUCGCCAACGGGUGA
Pseudoliparis swirei is the source of this 1519-nucleotide messenger RNA. Its product is annotated as zona pellucida sperm-binding protein 3-like. Gene Ontology annotation, cellular component: extracellular matrix. Gene Ontology annotation, biological process: positive regulation of acrosome reaction; egg coat formation; binding of sperm to zona pellucida. NCBI's taxonomy places the organism in Eukaryota, Metazoa, Chordata, Actinopteri, Perciformes, Liparidae. Bases 488 to 1519 code for a protein of 343 amino acids. The transcript is spliced from 6 exons. The record is from RefSeq and is a predicted model, not a curated record. Gene Ontology annotation, molecular function: acrosin binding.